AGAGAGGAAGGUUCACAGCACAGGAACCGGGAUCAACUGGACUUAGACUGGCGAGAGGAGUCCGGGUACAUCAGUCUGAUCUAAAGAGGAGAAAACAGUCGUUGUUUUUUUUUUUUAAUUUAAAUAAUUCCAUUGGAUUAAGAAUUUUAUUAUGCUUGUUCAGCGUUUCGUUUUUGGGCGUCUUUCUAUGGAACCACGAGGGAAUCUGAUCAUAACUGAAAGUAAUUUCAGCGAAAGAGAUACAUUUAGAGAAGAAUGCUGAUCACCACCACAACCUUGUCAUUCUGAGUUACUUGAAUAAAAGGCUUGGGCAGAGUUGAUCGGCGCUUGUUUUCACUUCAUCGUUGCACAUUUCCCUUUUCUUGCUCAACUCGUUUGAAAGAUGGUUGGGUUCAGACCUGUCGAUGUCGCCCCUACCGCUGCUGUGAAGUUCAUCGGGGCCGGGACUGCAGCGUGCAUUGCCGAUCUCAUCACCUUCCCCCUCGACACUGCUAAAGUCAGGCUUCAGCUUCAAGGAGAGUCCAAGUCUGCAGGAGCCAGUGUGACAUCUGUCAGAUACAGCGGGGUCUUUGGCACGAUCACCACCAUGGUGAGGACUGAGGGGGCGAGGAGUCUGUACAAUGGGCUGGUAGCCGGUCUCCAGCGCCAGAUGAGCUUCGCUUCCAUCCGAAUCGGCCUCUAUGACUCAGUCAAGCAGUUCUACAACAAGGGGGCUGAGCAUGCUGGGGUUGGAAGCCGCUUGCUCGCUGGCUGCACCACUGGAGCUAUGGCUGUGGCCCUCGCUCAACCAACUGACGUGGUCAAAGUGAGAUUCCAGGCUCAAGCCAAUGGGUCGAGUGGAAACCGGCGAUACCAGGGAACCAUGCAAGCCUACAAGACCAUUGCAAAAGAGGAAGGCAUCAAGGGGCUAUGGAAAGGAACUUCACCAAAUAUUGCUCGGAAUGCCAUUGUGAACUGCACCGAAUUGGUCACUUAUGACCUAAUCAAAGAUGCGCUUCUGAAAUCUAAUCUCAUGAGUGACACCUUGCCGUGCCAUUUCACUUCUGCUUUUGGUGCCGGCUUCUGCACCACUGUGAUCGCUUCCCCUGUCGAUGUAGUGAAGACAAGAUACAUGAACUCUGCCCAAGGCCAGUACUGCAGUGCCUUGAACUGUGCCUUCACCAUGAUGAAAAAGGAGGGACCCACUGCUUUCUAUAAAGGGUUCAUGCCUUCUUUCCUACGUCUGGGUUCCUGGAAUGUAGUGAUGUUUGUCACCUAUGAACAGCUUAAACGUGGCAUGAUGAUCGCUCAUCAGAACUGGGCAACCCCUGUGUAAAUGUCAUCCUAGUGUGUAGUGCAUAGUGCUUUCUCACUGCAGCUUGAAGUUAAAUACACCUGUGCUGUACCUCUACCUCCUUGUAGUUUAUUAUUUGUUACACUGUCACUUCUUCUUUCUAUGUUUACAGAAGACUGAAAGCUGGCCUUUUUUAAAGACGAUGCAUCUUCUGCAUUCUGAUUUUUAUUUAGAUUGUAUUAAGAUCUGCUAUAAACCUUGGUACAGAUGUUGCCAUGUUAUUACAGGCAUUAGGAAUUGGCUUUAAUUUCAGUCUGCUAGGUGCACUGAAUUAAUUUGUUUGGCUAAUCUUGUGCAUUACUGUAAUUAAUUGACUACUAAGAAAUAAAAUUUAACUGCA
Polyodon spathula (Mississippi paddlefish) is the source of this 1673-nucleotide messenger RNA. Its product is annotated as mitochondrial uncoupling protein 2-like. Gene Ontology annotation, cellular component: mitochondrial membrane. Gene Ontology annotation, molecular function: oxidative phosphorylation uncoupler activity. The transcript has 8 exons. The coding region runs from base 383 to 1315 and encodes 310 amino acids. Gene Ontology annotation, biological process: adaptive thermogenesis; mitochondrial transmembrane transport; response to cold. The record is from RefSeq and is a predicted model, not a curated record. Lineage: Eukaryota; Metazoa; Chordata; Actinopteri; Acipenseriformes; Polyodontidae.